This is a messenger RNA of Dicrocoelium dendriticum, 696 nucleotides long. The record is from the annotation of a GenBank genome assembly. NCBI's taxonomy places the organism in Eukaryota, Metazoa, Platyhelminthes, Trematoda, Plagiorchiida, Dicrocoeliidae.
AUGGGACGGAAACCUCCUAAGGCUAAUACUGAGCUGGAGGCUAUGAUAAGAGAGAUAAUUAAGGCGCCACUUAAGCUUCAGCAACGAAUUCGGAUUCUGUGUCAUGUUGCCUUAAAGCAGAUUGAGUAUGAGAUGGUAUUAGGUAAAGCGCACCGCAACACCAUAAAGGCAGUGGAUGGGAUGGUUCGAGAAACCAUCCGGCGAUGGCUCCGACUAGCGAAGGACACCUUGAUGGCCUUCCCUUAUGUUAGCUCAGCGAAUGGAGGUAUGGGUGGGCCGCAGGUGGGGAUCACAGUACCCUUGGCGCAACGAGAGAAGUGUCGAAGGCUACUUACGUCUCCCGACGAGUGGAUUAAAAGCCUAGCCACGGAUGACGCAGUCCCAGUGGACAAACGGAUAGCUAGUCUACCUAUUAGAGUUGGAAACACCGACGUAGGUAACACAGCGGAGGCUGUCCAAGCUUGGAGAUCUCAGUACACGGAGACGCUAAGUCUCAAAGGAGUUCGUAUGGACCUAAUGGACAAGUCGAGUGCCCUAUGGGUUCGUCGUCCUGAGAGAUUCUUCCCUGUCUUUACAUCAGGGGCCUUAAGCCUAGGGCAGGAGUAUUACCAUCGAAAGUGGAUAGUACUAGAAGCGCGUCCCAUAAAGCUGGAGUUUCUCUCAAAUGCCGAGGGAUAUGUGGGUACCCGAAAUUAG